This is a messenger RNA of Parnassius mnemosyne (clouded apollo), 711 nucleotides long. The record is from the annotation of a GenBank genome assembly. NCBI's taxonomy places the organism in Eukaryota, Metazoa, Arthropoda, Insecta, Lepidoptera, Papilionidae.
AUGACAUCAUGUCCUGAGAUAAUCCUAAGUGCAUUAGAUAUUGUCGAAGAAGCCAGCCGAUUUAGAGUUAGAGUAUUUGAGGAUACAGAGGUGCCAGUAGGAGAUACGCUAGUUAAAGUAUUGGUAGGUGUAAAUGAGGGAAAUGUUUGUACUAAACCAAGGCAGCAUAGUAUGGGUAAGGUAGACUAUGCAAUCGCUAGUAUGGUUCUUCGGAAUGGUACCGGUUAUUUGAAGGUCGUCAAUGUUGGUGUAGAGCCAUUUAUUUGGAAAAAAGGAGAGGUUGUGACACGAGCGGAGAGGUGUGAGGAGAUGACUGAGGUGAGUUCAAAAAUAUUUUCGUUGAGAAACGUAUCAGAGGUGACGGAGGAAAGUGACAUUGUGGGCGGUAUUAAAUAUUCCGAAAUAAAUGUUGGUUGUUUAGAGGAUUGCUUCAAAAAAAGAUUAUUUUGUUUACUUCGUGAUUAUGGUGACUGUUUUGCUAGCUCUGCAGCUGAAAUAGGCCUCACUAGUUUGGGAGUGAUGCACAUAAAUUUAACUACAGAUAAACCAAUAAAUAGAAAGCCUUAUAGGUUAGCUUAUACGGAAAGGGAUAUUGUAGCUAAAAAAAUAAAAGAGUUGCUUGAAGGUAAUAUUAUAAGGGAAUCUAACUCAGAAUAUGCUUCGCCUAUUAUCCUUGUGCGAAAAAAAAUGGUGACUAUCGGUUAUGCGUAG